CCAUAUAGAGCAUAGCACAUAGUUUACCUGUGGGGUGAAUUCUAAGAGUUCCGAGUUUCUCUGUGUAUAUGUGUACAUAAAUAGCUUCCAAUAUACUUGUAAUUUUUGCAAAUUCCGCUUUUACAGCCACUCUUGAUUAUUCUCCAUACAGAGAAAUUCACGAAUGUGUGACGACGACGCUUGUGCCCUGGUUGUGGACAAUGGCUCCGGUAUGGUCAAGGCCGGCUUCGCUGGUGACGACGCUCCCCGCGCCGUCUUUCCCUCCAUCGUCGGCCGUCCUCGUCACCAGGGUGUGAUGGUCGGUAUGGGUCAGAAGGACGCCUACGUCGGAGAUGAGGCCCAGAGCAAGAGAGGUAUCCUGACUCUCAAGUACCCCAUCGAGCACGGCAUCAUCACCAACUGGGACGACAUGGAGAAGAUCUGGCAUCAUUCUUUCUACAACGAGCUGCGUGUUGCCCCUGAGGAGUCUCCUGUCCUCCUCACUGAGGCUCCUCUCAACCCCAAGGCCAACCGUGAGAAGAUGACUCAAAUUAUGUUUGAAACUUUUGCAGCCCCGGCCAUGUACGUGGCCAUCCAGGCCGUGUUGUCCCUGUACGCCUCUGGUCGUACCACAGGUAUCGUGCUGGACUCUGGUGAUGGUGUGUCUCACACUGUUCCCAUCUACGAGGGAUAUGCUCUUCCACACGCUAUCCUUCGUCUUGACCUGGCUGGCCGAGACUUGACUGAUUACUUGAUGAAGAUUCUUACUGAACGUGGCUACUCCUUUACAACUACUGCAGAACGUGAGAUAGUUCGCGAUGUGAAGGAAAAACUAUGUUACGUAGCUCUUGAUUUCGAGGGGGAGAUGAACGUUGCCGCUGCUUCAUCGUCUCUGGAGAAAUCUUACGAACUGCCAGACGGACAGGUUAUUACUAUUGGUAAUGAACGUUUUCGUUGUCCUGAAGCUCUCUUCCAACCUUCAUUUUUAGGCAUGGAAUCUGUGGGUAUUCACGAAACAGUUUUCAACUCAAUAAUGAGAUGCGACAUUGACAUAAGAAAAGAUCUAUAUGCCAAUACAGUCAUGUCUGGUGGUACCACCAUGUACCCUGGUAUUGCUGACCGCAUGCAGAAAGAAAUAACUUCUUUGGCUCCUUCUACCAUCAAGAUCAAGAUCAUUGCUCCUCCCGAGCGUAAGUACUCCGUCUGGAUCGGUGGUUCCAUCCUGGCCUCACUGUCCACUUUCCAGUCCAUGUGGAUCACCAAGGAGGAGUACGAUGAGUCCGGCCCCGGCAUCGUCCACCGCAAAUGUUUUUAAUUUUUUGAGUAUUUAUAGUAAUCUGAUUUCAAAACACACAUGCAUAAAGUUUUCCAUUGUGAUUAAGCUGGUUGUUUAUAAAAAUAAUAUUUCUGUUAUUGUCCAUUGUCAAUUAUUCUUGGUUGAAAUAGACUGAUGUGUUAGGUGAUUUUAAAUAACUCACAUUUGUAACUCCUAUAAUUAAAUCUUGCGGUUCACUUAGUGUUUCCAACAUGUAGCGUAUCUCUGGUAGCUAAUCUAUGUACCAAAGUUCCAAAUGCACAAACAAGGAACUGGUGGAGUUUGAACCUACGGCGGGGGAGUCUUAAAACUCCAGGCCAAUGCUCUGAAAAAUAUUUCACCUUCCCAGUUAGGAAAAGAAAAUCCCAGUUGGG
Messenger RNA from Cherax quadricarinatus, 1668 nucleotides. Its product is annotated as actin, muscle. The record is from RefSeq and is a predicted model, not a curated record. Gene Ontology annotation, biological process: mitotic cytokinesis. Lineage: Eukaryota; Metazoa; Arthropoda; Malacostraca; Decapoda; Parastacidae.